AGGUUAAAAAUCACAUCGUGUGGCAAGCAAAGUAAAUGCUUUUCUUCUCCAGCUAUUGAGAGUGCCUGGCAGUAUAAAAGGCUGGGCGCAGGUGUCCCUCCCUCAUCCGCCUUCCAAGAUGAGUUACGGUUCAGACCAUUACCUCUCCUCCUCCUACAGGAAGAUUUUCGGGGACCCACCUCGGUCUACCCGCAUCGGUGGCAGCACUGGUUCCUCUAGGACCCCCCUAUCUGGAGGGUACAGGUCCCAGUCCGUGUCCCGCAGCAAUGUCUCCUCAGUGUCCUCCUACAGGAGGUCUUCUAGACCUGGUGGCUAUCUUUCUGGAGAAAACGUAGACCUGGCCCAAACUUCAGUCCAAAACAACGAAUAUAAGAUCAUCCGUACCAAUGAAAAGGAGCAGAUGCAAGGGCUCAAUGACCGCUUUGCCAUGUUCAUCGAGAAGGUCCAUAACCUGGAGCAGCAGAAUAAGGUGUUGGAGACUGAGCUGAUCGCCUUGAGGCAAAGGCAGUCCGAGCCUUCCAGGCUGGGGGAGCUCUACCAGCAGGAGAUCAAAGAUCUCAGGUCCCUGGUGGAAGAUCUGAACGCUGAGAAAUCCCAGCUCAUCAUUGACAGGGACAGCUUGGAGGAUGAUCUGCAGAAGCUGAAGGGCAAGUAUGAAGAUGAGAUCCGGAUGAGGGAAGAAACUGAGUACGCUUUGAAGACCCAUAAGAAAGAUGUGGAUGAUGCCACCCUGGCUAGACUUGACCUGGAGAAGAAGGUGGAAUCUCUGUUGGAUGAGAUCUCUUUUAUGAGGAAGAUCCAUGAGGAAGAAAUCACCGAGCUGAUGGCCAUGUUACAAGCCUCCCAGGUCUCAGUGGAGAUGGAGGUGUCUAAGCCCGACCUCACCUCUGCUCUGAAGGAGAUUCGCUCCCAAUAUGAGUCUUUGGCAGCCAAGAACCUGCAGUCUGCUGAUGAGUGGUACAAGUCUAAAUACGCCAACCUAAGCGAGCAGGCAUCUCGCAGCUCCGAGGUGAUCCGAGCCAGCAGAGAGGAGCUCAAUGAAUACAGGAGGCAGCUCCAGUCCAAAACUAUCGAGAACGAAAGUCUGCGAGGUACCAACGAAUCCCUGGAAAGGCAGAUCCAAGAGAUGGAGGAAAGGCAAAUAGCAGAAACCAAUGGACUGCAGGACACCAUCAAUCAGUUGGAGAAUGAUCUGAGGAGUAUAAAAGGAGAGAUGUCGCGUCAUCUGAGAGAGUAUCAAGAUCUGCUUAAUGUCAAGAUGGCCCUGGACAUUGAGAUUGCUGCCUACAGGAAACUGCUGGAAGGUGAAGAGACCAGGUUCAGCACCACAGGAAUAAGCAUCAUGCCUUCAAAUCCUCUUCAGAGCUAUUCUUAUCAGCCUCGCAUGCAUAGUUCCUCCUCUUCUAGGGGUACAUCGGCAGCAUCCAAGAAAGAUGAAGCUGAUACUGCCACCAAAACCAUCUCGAAAUCAUCCGCUCACAAAGGGGAGUCCUAUGAGGAAAUCAUUGAAGAAACUGUUGUGUCAACCAAAAUAAUAGAAAAGCCAGACCAGAAUGUGGGAAUUAAUGGUAAACCUUAAACUAAGAAAACUAGUACUUUACAAAUUAGUUAGCAGUUAGGAUUUCUACUUUGCAAUUUGUCCAUUCACUCUUAGAAUGAUAGCUUUCAUGUUAGUUUCUCACAUAGUCAUUCCAUUUUUGCAGUCAUGCUGAAUAUCACUCGACCUUCUAGUUCCACAACAGUUGGGUCACAGGUUACCUAGGCCAAUUACAGAAAGUCAUGGAUGCCAGAUGGGAUUAUGGCACAUUAAAGGGAUUGUCCCCUUUGUGUGGUGGAAUUUUGCUACCGUA
Messenger RNA from Nanorana parkeri, 1850 nucleotides. RefSeq names its product internexin neuronal intermediate filament protein alpha (gene INA). NCBI's taxonomy places the organism in Eukaryota, Metazoa, Chordata, Amphibia, Anura, Dicroglossidae. Gene Ontology annotation, biological process: intermediate filament organization. Gene Ontology annotation, cellular component: postsynaptic intermediate filament cytoskeleton; cytoplasm; intermediate filament. The record is from RefSeq and is a predicted model, not a curated record. The transcript has 3 exons. Gene Ontology annotation, molecular function: structural constituent of postsynaptic intermediate filament cytoskeleton. The coding region runs from base 119 to 1579 and encodes 486 amino acids.